AUGCUCCUGGUACUCCUGGCUGCUGAUCCCAGCACUGGCUCGCUUCCGAGUUGGUACACCUCUAACCGCAUCCAUGCCCACACGCGGCUCACGAUCAGCAAAUACUGCCGUGAAGACAGCGGCGGUUUGUGGGCGUGUGAUCCAAUCUUUGACCAUGCGGGUGCUGCAUUUGCCGCCCUCAAGGUGCCGGUGUACGUGAGGCACACGCACACAGGCCGGGAUGGCCCUUGGUGGCCCUCCACGACCGAUCCGCCAGAAAGCUGGCAUCCGCUCGUGCAGGCGACAAAUCGGUCGCUUCCCAACGAGUUCCUGGCCGAGGCUGCCACGGCAGGCGUCAAGGUGAUUGCCUAUCACUACAUGAAGACGUCAAACUUCUAUGCCAAGGCGCAGCCCUCUUGGACCAAUCAGUGGCCCAACGGCUCCGUGAUCAUGUGGCCGCGCGGCCCGGGCAUGUCCGCGUGCGAGCGCGCCUGGCAGGACACCUUCAUCGCGCAAGUGGUGCAGCUUGCGCAGAUGGGGUUUGAGGCAUUCUACUUUGAUGAGUACCCGGCUGAGAUUGGCGGUGACUGGAGCCCAGCGUGUCGCGCGCGAUUUCGGGCCACGUACGGCGAGGAGAUGCCGACCGCGCACACGGAGGUGACGGAGAAGCAGGGCACCCAUCCGCUAGCCGCCGACCGUCGCAUCCUGGCGAUGAUGUCCAACGUGACCGAGGAGUACUUUGAACGAUUGGCGGCGGCGGUGGAGCGCGCUCGGCCCAGCUCAGCGGCCCUCGUGAGCGUCUUCCGCGUGCCCGUCGCGGACAAUGGACUGUAUGAGACGACGCGCCUCAUGCGCCCGACGAAUGUGGUGGCGAAGAGCGAGGACCACAUCCCUCUGAACAUCAAGCCGCCGCCGUCGACCGACACCUUCGACGACGACGUGAUGAAAGCGUUUGGGCUCGCUCUCGUGAGAGAUGCGGCCACAGACGCGGUCGCCGGCCUCAGCCGCCCCGCGCACAUCUGGCUCCCUGCUCUGAACCGCUCGCAGGACGCGACGUGCGCAUCGACAACGUGCGUCGCCUACGGCGCCAUCGCGAAUCCCGACCACCACGAGAAGGACGUCCCCAACCACAAGCUGUACGACGAAACGUACGCCCUCGCCGCCAACCUCAGCGCCGCGUGGACACGCUUUGAGCCCCUCGUGCCACUCGCCUACGCUUCGGUGCUCUUCAGCGAAUCCGCGCGCAACCAGCACAUGCCAGCCGACGCCCCGAGCGCGUGGGCGCACGUGCUCUUCCCCAGCUUGGGGGCGUGGCAUGCGCUGGUGCGCGCGCGGCGGCCAGCCAAGCUGCUCGUCGACUAUCAGCUGCUCGAGUGGCCGGCCGCGCGGCUGGUCGCCUUGCACCCGAGUCUAAUAACGCCUCCGCAGGCGGCGCUCACUCAAGAGGCGCGCCUUGCCAUCGCCGCCUACGUCGCCGCGGGAGGCCAGCUCGUCGAGGCCUCGGACGACCCCGGCUGGGGCUCGGCGGCUGCUCGUGUCGCGCUGGAGGCGAGCUUGCUCGCGGCGGUCGACGCUGCCUCGGCCGAGCCGCCUCGCGCGCGUCUUCUCGGCGCGGAGGACAGCGCGGCGCACCUGGUGGCGUACACGAGCGGCCGGGAGGGCCUCCUCCUCUUCGUGCUCAACAACUUUACCGGCUGCUUUGGGGGCUCGACCGCUCCAGCGCCGGCGCCGCUCUCGGGGCUGUCAAUCGAGUUCCGCCUGCCGCCGACGGCGUUCCCGGAGCGCGCGAUGGACGCGAUCACCGGCACGAAGCUGCGACUAGAUCCACAGAGCGCGGCCGCCGCACCGGGAGCGAGCGUGUGGCGCGUGCCGCUUCCGCCGAUCGCGAUGGCAGCGGCGGUCACAAUCGACAUUCGCACUGAGCUUGGCCCCUUGAGCUUGGCCCCUAAAGCUGAUGCUGGCGAGUAA
Emiliania huxleyi CCMP1516 is the source of this 1947-nucleotide messenger RNA. RefSeq lists its product as hypothetical. The record is from RefSeq and is a predicted model, not a curated record. The transcript has a single exon. Lineage: Eukaryota; Haptophyta; Isochrysidales; Noelaerhabdaceae. Bases 1 to 1947 code for a protein of 648 amino acids.